Ascoidea rubescens DSM 1968 is the source of this 993-nucleotide messenger RNA. It is a transcript of the gene GTR2, whose product is annotated as Gtr2p. The transcript has a single exon. Gene Ontology annotation, cellular component: nucleus; Gtr1-Gtr2 GTPase complex; fungal-type vacuole membrane. Gene Ontology annotation, biological process: cellular response to starvation; cellular response to amino acid stimulus; regulation of autophagy. Bases 1 to 993 code for a protein of 330 amino acids. NCBI's taxonomy places the organism in Eukaryota, Fungi, Ascomycota, Saccharomycetes, Ascoideales, Ascoideaceae. Gene Ontology annotation, molecular function: GTP binding; GTPase activity. The record is from RefSeq and is a predicted model, not a curated record.
AUGAAUGCUCAUCUUAUCUUGAUGGGCUUGAAGAGAAGUGGCAAGUCGUCCAUUGUCCAGACUGUCUUUCAUGGCGCUGAACCACAGAACACAAUCUUGUUGGACACCACCUCCAAGCCCACCACCUUUGUCUUCAGAUCGCUAAUCGACUUGCAAAUAACUGAAUUGCCUGGCCAGGUGGACUACUUCCAAGACACCUGGGACGACCAGGACAUCAACUCCAUCAUGAAGGACGUCGAUUGUGUUGUUUAUGUCAUCGACUGUCUCGAUGAAUACAAGGCUACAAUCAACAACUUGCUAAAUGUCGUUUCUUUCGCUCUCGAUAACUGUCCCCAUGUCAAAAUCCACGUUUUGGUUCACAAAAUUGAUGGCUUUUCUGAAGAUUUUAAACCUGAUAUAAUGAGAGAAAUCGAAAACCAGGUCUCCUACCUAUUGUGUGAAAUUGGCCAUGAAAAACAUAUAGAUUACCAUGGAACUUCCAUAUAUAACCAAAGUAUAUUUGAGGUCAUGUCUGAGAUCAUAUCCAACUUGGUUCCUUGCCUACCUUCUCUAGAAAAUAUCCUUAACCAUUUAGUCCAACACUCAAAGAUCGAAAAGGCCUUUUUAUGUGACGUUAAAACAAAAUUAUAUUUUGUAACCGACUCUAGUCCCUCAGACUCAACAUUAUACGAAGUUUGCUCUCAAUUCAUUGAUCUAAGCGUCGAUAUUAACAGUUUAUAUCUUCCUACUCACCCAGAUGAUACAGACAGUGAAAUUCAAUCCCGUAAAAAACAACAAAAAAUCACCUCCCAUUGCACUUUAUUACCAGAUAUGAAAAUCUAUUUAAAACAAAUGAUCAAAUCUUUAUGUUUAGUUGUUUACAUCAAAGAUGAUCAAUUAUGUGACUCCAUUAACGGCCAGGCAAUACUAAAUUAUAAUGCUAAAAUAUUCGAAGAGGGUUUAGCAAAAAUAAUCGAUUGUACAAAUAAAGAUCCAACCGAUUAUAACUUAUAA